GACAUCCUAGGCUCUGGAAGCAGGGCCUAGGUAUAGUUUACAACUAUUGCUUUUCAAUGAAUAAGUUCCUUCUAUAGCAACAAUUUGAUAUUUGAAAUGAGUGGAAUGGUAUAAUGUUCUUGAGUCAAGUUUUGAAAUACUUGAUCGUUACAGGUAACGUUGAAGGGUCAAAUAAUCAGGACUUAUCUGUUAAUGUUGAUACAUCUGCAUCCUCCCACAAUGUACUUCAUGGAAAUACUAUCAGUGCCAUGGAUGUUGAUGCAACUGUCAACAUACCAUUUGCAUUGGUUGAUGAGAUAGCUGAGGCUUCUCCAGCACCUGAAGAUGGCUUACAACUUGGAGAUCAAAUUGUGAAAUUUGGGAAUGUGGAAUCUGGUGAUGAUUUGUUGCCAAAGCUUGCUUCUGAAGCUCUGUCCAAUCAAGACCGUGAAAUACCUGUAGUGGUUUUGAGGCAAGGUGCACUUAUCAACUUAACAGUCACACCUAGAGCGUGGCAGGGCCGUGGCUUGCUGGGAUGGUUUCUGCCCAUGAGGAGCAAGCUCAAUGGGGGAUGUUCAAACAAAUUAUGUCAUUUCGAAUCCUAUGAUCAUUUACAUGGUGCUUUGAUGAAUAGUGAUGCUUCGCAUCUGUGCGAAACUUCCAUUUUGCUUCAUUCCUUUGUGGAUUCUCAAAUCCUCUUUAGUGCUUGUGGACAUAUCUGA
Camellia sinensis is the source of this 701-nucleotide messenger RNA. The record is from RefSeq and is a predicted model, not a curated record. Lineage: Eukaryota; Viridiplantae; Streptophyta; Magnoliopsida; Ericales; Theaceae.